This is a messenger RNA of Fundulus heteroclitus (mummichog), 4552 nucleotides long. RefSeq names its product elastin a (gene elna). The coding region runs from base 211 to 3282 and encodes 1023 amino acids. Lineage: Eukaryota; Metazoa; Chordata; Actinopteri; Cyprinodontiformes; Fundulidae. Gene Ontology annotation, molecular function: extracellular matrix structural constituent. The transcript is spliced from 48 exons. The record is from RefSeq and is a predicted model, not a curated record.
CACCAGAAUAAAAACAGCAACACCAGACUCAGAGUGGGGGGAUAAAGCAAAGCGUCGUCUCCCCUGCUUGUAAUUACACAGAGUCUCUCCCUCGUAUCUUUUUACCUUUCUCACUUUGCUGCGCUGCUCUUUGAGACCCCGGGAAGUGGUAAUUAGCUCGGAGAGAAUAAAACCAGCUGAGGAGAGAGGGGUGGUGCAUUCUGGAGAGAGAUGGCUAACAGAAACACUCUCUUGCUCUUCUGUGGAGUCGUCCUUCUAGCGCUGCUUCAGUCCUCUCUUCAAGGAGGUGUGUAUGUACCACCUGGUCCUGGGUAUAGACCAGGAGCCCUUCAACCAGGGACUGGAUACUUUCCAGGGUCUACUGGAGGAGGUGCAGCAGGCUAUAAACCAGCAAAAGCUGGAGUAGGAGGUUAUGGAGGCGGAGGCCGAGGUGUCGGACCCGGCGGUUUGGUACCAGGAGCAGGUGGUCUUGGAUAUGGAGGCCUGCCAACAGGACAAGGAGCAAAGGCUCCAAAACCAGGUUAUGGAAAUCUAGGAGCUGGGCUUGGCGGUUAUGGGGGAUAUGGUGGAGGUGCUGGGGGCUUUUUCCCGGGACAAAAAGCAGCCAAAGCAGGGACCGGGACAGGAGUAGGGCCUGGAGGCACUGGAACUAGACCCUCAGUGCCUGGUGGAGCACCUGUUAUCCCUCAGACGGGCCUUCCAGGAGGAGCCGGUGGUGCAGCGGGAAAGAAAGCGGCCAAAGUGCCAGGUGUGGGUGUCCCUGGACUUUACCAAGGAGGAAUUGUUCCAGGAGCGGGGUUUGGCGGUCGUGGAGUUCUGCCCGGGGUCGCUAUUGGAACUAACCUAAACUCCAAAUCAAUUGGAGGACAACAAGGAGGUCAAGGAACUCGAGGUUUUGGUGGACCGAUGCAGCCAGGAGUGUUUCAUGGUUACCCCCUCAAAUCACCCAAAACGCAAGGGAGCUAUGGAGCGAAACCUGGAGGUGGAAAAGUUCCUUAUGGUUAUGGGGGCUAUGGCACUGGUGGAGCAGGACUUCCAGGAGGAAAAACUGGUCCUGGAUCCAGGCCCGGAUAUCCUGUUGGAACUGGAGUGGGGCCUGGAGGCGUCUCACCUUUUCAGUCUAAAGCUGCUAAAUAUGGUGUUGGUGGUGGUGUUGGUGGUGUCGGCGGUGUUGGAGGGGUCGGUGGCGUCGGUGGCGUCGGUGGCGUCGGUGGACUGUAUCCAGGGCAGGUGCCAGGAGGAUAUGGACCUGGGUCCAAGGCUGCUAAAUAUGGAGUGCCAGGAGGAGUGCCAGGAGGAGUACCAGGAGGAGUACCAGGAGGAGUACCAGGAGGAGUACCAGGAGGAGUGCCAGGAGGAGUACCAGGAGGAGUACCAGGAGGAGUACCAGGAGGUGCACCAAUUGUAGUACCAGGGGGAGGUGGAUACCUCCAACAAGGAAAAGCUGCUAAAUAUGGAGGAACAGGAGUGGGAGGAACAGGAGUGGGAGGAACGGGAGUAGGAGGAACAGGAGUGGGCGUGGGAGGAAUAGGAGGAAUAGGAGGAGUGGGGGGUGGAGGAUACUCCCCUGCAUCUAAGGCUGCUAAGUAUGGUAUUGGCCCAAGAGGAGGAGGAGGACUAGGAGGAGGAGGACUAGGAGGAGGAGGACUAGGAGGAGGAGGACUAGGAGGAGGAGGGAUCCCUGGAGCUCCAUAUAUACCAGGAUAUGGAUCUUUGUCAGCUGGUGCCAAACCGCCGAAAUAUGCUCCACAAACAGGCCUUGGAGGAGGUGGAGUCCCCGGUGGAGCAGGGCAGGGACUGCCGGGGGGCUACGGUGGCUAUGGGGGCAGCACAGGGGUCAAACCUCCAAAGUAUGGAGUUCCAGGAGGAGCUGGAACAGGGUUCGGAUAUGCAGGACUGGGAGGUGCAGGAGGAGGGCCUUUUGUUCCAGGAGGUGGACAAUACUCGGCCGCUGCAGCAAAAGCUGCUAAAUACGGAGUUUCAACAGGAGGCACCGGGACAGGAGUGGGAACAGGGGGCAUAAUAGGAGUCCAAGGAGCCGGACAAUAUCCUGCAGCUGCUAAAGCAGCAAAAUACGGAGUUACAGGUGGUGCUGGGACAGGAGUGGGACUAGGAGGAGUGGGACUAGGAGGAGUAGGACUAGGAGGAGUGCAAGGAGGUGGACAAUACUCUGCCGCUGCAAAAGCUGCUAAAUACGGAGUUGCUGGGACAGGACUGGGACCAGGAGGAGUAGGAGUUGUACCAGGAGGUACAGGAGGAGUUGUGCAGGGAGGUGGACAAUACUCUGCCGCUGCAAAAGCUGCUAAAUACGGAAAUACAGGAGUUGCUGGGACAGGACUGGGACCAGGAGGAGUAGGAGUUGUACCAGGAGGUGCAGGAGGAGUUGUGCAGGGAGGUGGACAAUACUCUCCUGCUGCCAAAGCUGCUAAAUACGGUAUCCCAACAGGAGUUGGACCAGGAGUUCAAACAGGCGUGAGGCCUGGUGUGACUCCGGACACGUCUGUCAGCGGCAUUGCAAAUGGCUCUAUACCAGCUGUGAAACCAGGGCAGGACGUGGGUGUUGGUGGAACUCCUCAGCCAGGGCCCACUCCUAUCGCUGCGCUUAUUAAGGCCCCAGAGGUCCCACAGCCCAGCGUUGCAGGUGGAGUUGUGCAGCCAGGUGUUGACACAAGGGGACAAGUUCAACCUGGUGCUGGAGGGAAACCGCCAAAGCCAUACCUGCCAGGUGGCGGAGGAUAUCCCUACCCUUAUGGAGUUCCUUACGGUACCGGUGUCGGCGCCGUGCCUGGGCAGGGACCGGGAGCACAGCCCGGUGGGUCACCUACAGUUGUGGGAGGCAGAGGAAUCCCUCUGGCUGCAGGAGGCUAUCCAACUGGACAGGGUGGAGCCGGUGGCGGAGUUAAACCACCUAAACCAGGUUACGGUAGCCUUGGAGGAGGAGGCGUUUAUCAGCCAGGUGGCGGCGGGACAGGCCUGGGACCUGGAGGAGUCGGAGGCGGACAGUACCCCGCUGCUGCUAAAGCUGCUAAAUACGGCGUUCCAUCAGGAGUAGGACCAGGAGUUCAAUCAGGUGUGGUUCCUGGUUAUAAUGGAGGAUAUCCCCAGCAGUACUACCCAGGUCAAUACCCACAAGCCCAACUGACCCCACAACAAGCCAAGGCAGCAAAGUACGGUGCGUUGCAGGGCUUCCUUGGUGGUGGAGGAGGAGGAGCAGGAGGAGGUGGGUUCUACCGAGGUGGCACUGCGGGAUGCCAGGGUAAAUACUGUGGGAGGAGGAAGUAGAUGGUCUCCAGAUCCAGUGACCUCAAGAAACCAUGGUGCUACUGCAUGAUCUAGAAUGUACAUUUUAUAUGCAAACAAAGCCCGAUUAGACAACCUGUAAAGAUGUUUGUUGUUGCUUUACUUGACUUCAAUGUCUGUUUUUCUACAAACCCACCGACCCAGAAUUUUGUACAUGUUCUGUUGUGAACAUAUGUUAUAGAUAGUGCCUUUACAUAAUCAUGUUAUGUGUUCCAGUUAAUCAGCUUUAACUCAGAAGUUAGAAAUGUUUUGGGUCAUUACGUGUUGCAGCGUUUGAUUUCGUGUGGGUGCGUGUUGUGAUGAUCAGUCUGACCUUUUUGUUUUAAUCCCCCUAAACGAGUGGAUCCGUCUCACCUGUCCGCAGCGAGCUUAUCGUCUCUUAUGGGGAGCGUUGAUUUGGUCAAAGCUCGCCCAUAUAUACUGAUUAAAUCUGGCCAAUCUCUGCGCCCUGUUUCCUCCGCUGCUAUUUUUAGCCACGCUGAGUGUAAAGCGACAGAAGCUGGCUCAGGCCAACCCAUCUGCUCUCUGAGAUUUUGCUGAUUCCUGUCGCUGCGCAGCGAAGUCUUCUCAGCACUUUCUGAUCUUUGAGGAACAGAAAGCUGAACACAGUCAAAAAACUCCUUUUUCUGCUUUUCUGGAGGGGAAAAGCAUUUAGUUCGAAGUAGACCUUAGUCUGGUGUGUUCUUUAUGUUUGGUCGAAUGUUGAGUGUGUAGUCUCAUUUAUUUUUGCCUGUUAUAAGGGGUUCGGACUCAUAGCUGUAUCUUUAUCAGGAAAGCAUUAAACAAGAACAAUCCUUUUGCAUUUAUCCUCUGUUACUAAUUAUUAUUACAGGCUUUGUUUAAUGGGGGAGGAUGUGUGUUUAUGUGAGGCAUAAAAUCCUCUUGUUUAUUUACUUGAGCUGCUUUUUAUCAAGGCUUUAUUGACCAAAGGUUUCUGAGUGCUGUUGCCAGCGUGACCGCAUCUCUCCACGUGUAACUAUGUACUGUAUUUUUAACUAAUUCUGAUGUUAGCCGGCUUCUGUUCCUUCAUCCGGGGCUGCCUGAGAACUGUCUUUGAGCCUCGCCAGGUCGGACCCUUUCAUAAGUGGCGUGGGAUGCGCUUCAUCUUUAUUUAAAACUGUUUUUAGAAGGAGGAACGCUGUGGUUUUGCACUUUUUUUUUAAAUGAUCCCCACGACACAUGCGACUCGAUCCCAGACGUCCUGGCAAUGUCUUUGCUUUAACAGAUAACAGAAUAAAAUGUGUUUAAAGAA